AUGCACCAAGGGGCAGCUAAUAAUAACCCCAUUCACGACUCCAAGGAGUACAAAGAGAUGGCUAAUCUCAAAUGUUUCAAGAUCCCAAUCAGCAAAGACCAGCAUUUCGAAAAGGCCAAGCAAUGGCCAGUCUGGAAGCUGGCGAUCGAAAAUGCUCUCGCAAGCGCUGGAUGGGAACUAGAUUUUGGUCUCCCACGGAAUCCUGACAUGGAGAGAUGGCUCACCGUUGCCAGCGUUCAGUCCUCUCAAGCAAACUCAGUCAACUUUCAGCGGUGCCUACCCUUGAAGAUAUCCUUUCUGCCGGGUAGCGAGUUUGAAAGACUUGUGAACCAGAUCUACCUGGGCAGCCAGGUCUUCCUCUCGGCAGUAAAGAAGAUUGACAUGAGAUAG
Messenger RNA from Fusarium subglutinans, 390 nucleotides. RefSeq lists its product as uncharacterized. The record is from RefSeq and is a predicted model, not a curated record. NCBI's taxonomy places the organism in Eukaryota, Fungi, Ascomycota, Sordariomycetes, Hypocreales, Nectriaceae. The coding region runs from base 1 to 390 and encodes 129 amino acids. The transcript is spliced from 2 exons.